CUUACCUUGCUUUUCUUAACGGCUUUCAUUCCACCCUCACUACUUCCUUAUCAUCAGAUAUUGCAUUACUAAAUAGAGUCCCAAAGAUAGUAUAUUUCGAGAAUGUCCGUGCCCACAUUAGAAAGCAUCCCAGUUGAACUGCAUAUUUGCAUCCUCGAUACCAUACCUGAUAUCCACUCUGUGUGGUCGCUUCUUCGUGCAUCUCCUGCAUACUAUGGAGCAUUUUUGCUAGUGAAGCAAAGUUUUCUUCGAAGGCUUCUACAGAAACACCAUGCUGGCUUGGUGGACACAGUCGAUGCGAUAGCCGCGAUCCGUUCGAAAGGCUUGUACGCUUCCGAUCCAUCCAACAAAAGAAAGAUCGUUUCAUUUCUUGAUUCUCGACCUCACAACCACAGAACAACUCGGCCGGAAGCAUCACUUAGCCUGCUCCCAGAUGAACCAGCAGAUGUUCAAGAGACAAUGCAGUUAAUACAUUUGCAUAACCAGGCUAUCUUCUUCCUGGAAGAUUAUUGUAGGACUGCGAGGCGACCAGGCUGGAUAGACGAAGCAAAAUGGGAGAAGGAAUUCUUACCUCUAGUCUUAACCGAGACGGAAAAGCGACGCAUCUUUCGUGCCUUUUAUCGAUUGCAAAUCUACGGAAAUAUAUUCGGUUCGAUUGAACGGAAUGUAGACUCGGAAUUUACUCUCGAGGACAAUGACUGGACCGACAAACAAGAGGUUUUCACUGGUGGCGAGAUGUGGCGCCUGUUCUUUAGCCAUAUGGCUCCCUGGGAAGUUGAAGAAUUUGGCUGCUUAUGGGAGCACUGCUGUUACCGAUUCGAAUCAAUCCUUCGAGAAGUAUCCGAUAGUUUGAUGCAGACAGGCUUUACAUGGUUUCACGAACUUCCCAAAGAUGAACAACCCCCCGAGGGUUGCUGGUAUAGUGACUGUGAUGACUUUGUGUACCCGGAAAAUAAAAGGGAGAACUUGGCCUCAAAAGGACCGGCAUUUCUCAGCAGAGUCCUGAGGCAAAAGCAAUUUCGAGAUCGCCGGGAUCUGGUACUUGUCAACGUGCGAUCAAUCAGAUUUCAUUUCUUUGAUUUCGGAUUCUGGCCAAGACCGUCCGCCACUAAUGAUUUGCAUCUGCUUUACCCUGCAAACAGAUUCAACUUCGGCACGGACAGGAAUGGGCUCCGGGAAUUUCUGAAAACAUUUCCACCGUUUCAACGGCCUAACAUAGCAUGGGACAGAAUAUGGCUUCGAGAAGUUUACGAAUCUCCAGAAGUCCUCUUCGAUAUGUAUGAAUAUGGCGCUGAAAAUCGGCAACGGCGAUGGCAAUACGCUAUGUGGGAUGACACAAGACUAACUGAAUGGGAGAUACCUAUUUUCGAAGACAACUUUCCGAUUUGGGAUUCUACCUUAUUUGGAUGA
Messenger RNA from Aspergillus piperis CBS 112811, 1410 nucleotides. RefSeq lists its product as uncharacterized. The record is from RefSeq and is a predicted model, not a curated record. NCBI's taxonomy places the organism in Eukaryota, Fungi, Ascomycota, Eurotiomycetes, Eurotiales, Aspergillaceae. Bases 103 to 1410 code for a protein of 435 amino acids. The transcript is spliced from 2 exons.